This is a messenger RNA of Paramisgurnus dabryanus, 874 nucleotides long. It is a transcript of the gene areg, whose product is annotated as amphiregulin. Lineage: Eukaryota; Metazoa; Chordata; Actinopteri; Cypriniformes; Cobitidae. Gene Ontology annotation, biological process: positive regulation of cell population proliferation; positive regulation of mitotic nuclear division; epidermal growth factor receptor signaling pathway. The record is from RefSeq and is a predicted model, not a curated record. Gene Ontology annotation, molecular function: growth factor activity; epidermal growth factor receptor binding.
ACAGAACUUCUGACAGCUGCCAUGAAUCUACACCUCCUCUCAUCUUUGCUGCUCUGUGCCGUUUGCAGUGGAGUAUUUUUCAUAAAUGUGACCGCCGUUCAGGCGUCUGCGCUGGAUCAUGUGACUGUGAUGUCAGCAUCAGGGGAGGGGCUUCAGAGUGCUGUGGGUGAAGAUUUAGAACCUGAGGAUGAUCAGGAUCCAUCAGGAAUGUUUAAUGACCCGACCUCGCUUAGAGUACAUCAGGUCAAUAAAGAAGAGGAGACGACUCAGAAACGCUCCGGACGCAAAAAGAACAAAGGAAGAAGAAAGAAUAAAAACAGCACUCCUUUUCAACCCAAUCACACAUCCACACAUAAGAUCCACAGCACCACAGCUGAUCCGUGUCUGACAUCACAUUUGGAUUACUGUAUUCACGGACACUGCACGUAUCUUCACGACCUGAGAGAACCUGUCUGCAUAUGUAAGCGAGGUUAUGACGGUGAGCGUUGUGGUAUUCAGCUCCUUCAUACGUCAGGCGUGCCGGACGACAGCGGUUCGCAGACGACCCACACUGCCCUUAUCAUCAUGGCUGUCGUCCUGUCAAUCAUCAGCUGUCUGGCCAUCUUACUCAUCAUCUGUGUGCACUAUCGAACAAACCAUCGCUUUCAGGCGGCUUUCCUGAGUUCUGCUGAUGAGAGACAGAAUCUAGAGAAAAAAAACAUUAUAUUAUGAAAAGAGGAAGAGGUGUAACAGCAUUAGAUAUCACAAGAUCUCACUGGCACUACAGAUUUAUUGCACAUAAAACAUUGUAAUGUAUAUUUAUUGUUUGUACCUAUUUAUUGAAAAAUCAUAUUAUUUCCUACACUUUAGUGUAUGUGUCUAUUUUGAUAAUAAA